CGUCAUCAAACAUACUCCUGUUCAUGGUGACCAUACAUCUUGAUCGAGCAGGCACCAUGAUAGGUACUCCAGCCCUCUGGCAAAUUCAUCAGGCACUUGGACUGCCUUAAUCAGGUGCUCUGCAAACUGUGUGCAGCUUGAUAAAUCUAAACAAUCAGUGAAGAGUGAUAAUCAACAACGCCCAGCAACACUACGGGAGGACUCGCAGUUCUUGUGCAGUGCUUUCCUGCUGCCGUUCUGAAGAACAAGGUUCUGUGCUGAAGUAUUUCCCAUGGACAUUGGAUGGAUCAGCAGGGAAAGACCCAGAUGGAACCCUUAUGCGCCACUUUCUGAGAUGCAGCACUGCCACUUUUCCUUCAUCAUUUGCCUUUGAAAUGAGGAUGGUGAAGACGUCUCCUAGAUGAUUAACCCCGUGGUCAUCUAAGACACCCAUAGACCUCCUGAAGACAGUGAUGGCUCUGGCGUGAUGUAGGAGCUGGUAGCCUACAGCCAUCACUCAUUUGCCAUGGUUUUAUACACAUCUCCUUUUCCAAAUUCCUUCCUACAGACCCUUCACUCCCUGUCCUGGGGUCUCAUAUUUCCCUGCUACUGGUUCACCGACCGACUGUUGGUGUCCUUUUUGCCGACCAGCUACGAGAAGCAUCAAAGGGGAGAUGACCCAUGCUACCUGAGGGCACUCUGCCUCACCAUUGUCACCCCCAUCUGCCUGGCCUUGCUGCUCGCCUCCCUGCCAUUUGCUCUGGUCGGCUUUGUCAUCUGGGUCCCUCUGCAGUCUGCCCGCAGGCCCUACGUCUACUCUAGAUUUGAGGACAGCUCCGAGACCGGUGGGGGCAUGGGGCCGGGCAGCUGGAAGGCUUUGGGCAGCAGAAGCUUCUGCUUCGCAACGGCCAAUGUCUGCCUCCUGCCUGAUUCCCUGGCCCGCUUCAACAACCUCUCCAACACCCAGCUCAGGUCUUGUGAGGUGGGCAAGAGAAUCCGCAACGGUGCCAGUCGGCCCCAGAUUAAGAUCUACAUUGACUCCCCGACCAACACGUCCAUCAGCGCUGCGAGCUGGAGCAGCCUGGCCUGCACUCACGCCAGCGAGAACAGCCGGCCCAAUAGCGCCAGCAUCAAGCGGACUUCCUCCAUGGAUUACAAAGGGGACAACUUCAUUGGAAACUGCAGCGAGGAUGGCAAGGACUACAAGCUGGGCUGGGAGCAGACCGAUGGAGACAGUAAGUCCUGCAUUGUCCGCAUCUGCAGCGAGGAGGCAGCUCCCUCGCCCAGCACGGAGGUGGAUGUCUGCACUGUACAGGUGACUGUAACUGAACCCGUGGAGCAGCAGGGGGAGGCUGAACUGGAGAACCAAAAUGACCAGACACCGAACCACCAGCAGAGAGAAGGGGACAGGAAUAGCCUGGACAGCAAUACUACUUCCAGGGAAUCCCUGAUCAAAUUCAGGAUCACUGACGGGAGCACGGAGAGCGGAGCCACCCCCAACAACAAGUUUGUCCACAAGCCCUCCGUCAUGAAGAAGUCCUCUCUGAAGAAGAAGAGGCAUCAGGGUGAGACGUUUGACCACGAGCUCUCAGCUUUCUUCCCCGCCAACCUGGACUUUCUCUGCCUGCAGGAGGUCUUCGAUAAGCGAGCGGCGGAGAGGUUGAAAGCUCAGCUGAACCCCUACUUCCAGUACAUGUUGUACGACGUGGGGAGCUAUGCCUGGCAAAGCUGCUGCAGCUUCAAGUUUUUAAACAGCGGUCUCUUUUUUGCAAGCCGUUACCCGAUUUUGGAUGUUGAAUUUCAGUGCUAUCCCAAUGGGAAAGGAUGUGACUCAAUGGCAGCCAAGGGAGCCCUGUUUGUGAAGGUGCAUGUUGGAAACACUGCUCAGGACCAAAGAAUUGUGGGAUAUGUUUCCUGCACGCACCUGCAAGCUCUGACAGGAGAUGCUACCAUUCGCUGUGAACAGAUGGACCACCUGCUGAACUGGCUGGCCGAGUUCCGAAAAUCUACCUCUUCACCCAGCACGGAAGAGCUGCUGGCGUUCGAUGUCCUGUGUGGGGAUCUCAACUUUGAUAACUGCUCCUUGGAGGACAAGCUGGAACAGCAGCAUUCUCUCUUCACCCAGUACAAGGAUCCCUGCCGCCUGAGCCCUGGAGAGGAACAGCCUUGGGCUAUUGGUACACUGAUGGACCCAGAAGGACUCUACGAUGAAGACACCAUCACACCGGAUAAUCUGCAGAAGGUGCUGGAGAGUGAGGAAGGUCGCAGGGAGUACCUGGUGUUCUCCCACUGCAAGAACCAGCUGUCCUCUCAGAGGGGGAGGAAAGGGCCACUGAAGGGCUGCGGGCGGAGGAUCGACUAUGCUCUGUACUCCGAGGAAGGCCUGAACCCUGACUGGAAAGUGGAGGUGGAGGAGUUCAGCUUUGUCACCCAGCUGGCUGGCCUGACUGAUCACCUGGCUGUGGCCAUGCGUCUCUCAGUGUCCAUCAGAGAUGAGGACCCUUGACUUCCAGAGGAAGAAGAAACCAUUGGAGAAGGUGGUAUCUGUGCGGGAAUGAGGGCCCUCAUUUUCUGGCUCACAGAUAAAGAAGACAUCCAAGCUGACUAGGCCUGAGGCAUCCUACUUGAUUUGUCUAUAGAAAUGAUUUAGAAGGUGGCCUAGAGAGUAACAAUCAAUGUUGGUUAUUUCCAUGCUCUACGGCAGAAAGCAGAGGCCUUUGUGUGGACUCCCAGAGGAGUGGAAACUGAAGCUGACGUGGAUAUUUCACACUGCCUUGGACUGGUGCCACUCUGGAGGUGUCCCCUCUCUUUUUUAUGAACUGCCUAGCACAACUUUAGAUUUUGACAAGUCCAUUCAUGAGUCGUUGAUGUGGUUUUUUUCUGCA
Molecule: messenger RNA, 2864 nt
Organism: Hypanus sabinus (Atlantic stingray)
Lineage: Eukaryota; Metazoa; Chordata; Chondrichthyes; Myliobatiformes; Dasyatidae
Gene: smpd3
Product: sphingomyelin phosphodiesterase 3
Exons: 8
Coding region: 506-2485 (659 amino acids)
Biological process (GO): sphingomyelin metabolic process
Cellular component (GO): extracellular region; cytoplasm
Molecular function (GO): sphingomyelin phosphodiesterase activity
Source: RefSeq, a predicted model, not a curated record